Molecule: messenger RNA, 1827 nt
Organism: Corticium candelabrum
Lineage: Eukaryota; Metazoa; Porifera; Homoscleromorpha; Homosclerophorida; Plakinidae
Exons: 3
Coding region: 1354-1806 (150 amino acids)
Source: RefSeq, a predicted model, not a curated record
CUUUCGAGCUUUGAUAUUCAAUGGAAAAAGAAUGAAAGUUUGAUUCUGGUAAGUGCUAUUUUAGUUGGGAAACGGAUCUGGCCCGAUUCUAGGCCAAGACAGCCAUUGUUACCAUGGCAACUGAGUGGUCGUUCAAAUCGCCUUUUCUCUAGGAAGGACACUUCAUUUCGACUGCAAACACACACACAGCCUACUCUAGUGCUUAGCUAGUGAUUCAUUGCAUAAAAUUUAGAUCUUACUCUUGUGGCGACGGACAAAAGCAGCAACUUUUCCAGCGUUCGCUGUGGGACUUCUACUGGAAACAAGGAAAUAGUCAAUCCACAACUGACAUCCCAAAUCAGAUCUGUGCCAUGUACUUGCUUUGCUUGACAACACUGGAUCAUUCAAGCCAACAGUAAACAAGUCCCAAUCAGAAAUAAAAAGAAGCCAACUGUCUCGACAUACGGCUGUUCCGACUACGAAGAUCAGCAUUAAAGUCACCUAAAAUGAUCACUUCAUCAUGGCCAUUCAUGUCUAGAAUACUUUCCAGAUAACCAAUCUCAGAGAUGUAACCAUUCGAAGACAAAGUGUCACAUAAUCAACUGGUAAGUAAACAGCAACAAUGAGCAUAAUUCCAAUACUUGAUUUAACUCGAACUGCAACAAUCCUAUCCGACACAGUGGUUAAGAGAGAUAUCAUAUAAUGACUCCGCCUAUGCCAUAAAAGAGCUUUUUGGCGUGUCUAGAAGCACGAUUCAAAGAAGACUGCGAGAAUGGGGCAUACAAGUAUGCCAGCGAUUCAGUCGAAUUUCUGAUGCAGAGUUGGACAGGCUAGUCACAGAAGUGAAAUGUGAUUUCCCUGACGCUGGCUAUCGCUUAGUACAGGGACACUUGCGCUCAAGGGGCUACAGUGUUCAGCAACACAGAGUGAGAUUGUCUGUAGCACGUGUUGAUCCAGAAGGAGUAGCUGAGAGGUGGGCUAGAUCUAUACCGAGAAGAGUGUAUAGGGUUUGUGGACCAAAUGCUCUCUGGCACAUCGACGGAAAUGACAAGGUCAUAAGGUAAAUUAUUUAGAUGCAUCAUACAGAUUUUACAUCUAUACCAUUUGUGAUCCCCCCCCCCCCCGUGGUGCUUGUUUAUUGUUUUAUGCACUUCAUAGGUAUUGAUUUGUAAUACAUGCAGACAUUGAUGGAUUUAGCAGACUGCCCGUGUAUUGCAAGUGCUCAACUAACAAUCGAGCAUCCACUGUUUUACAGUGUUUUAUAGAAGCAGUUGCAGGUUAUGGUGUGCCCUCAAGAGUGAGAUCAGACAAAGGUGGUGAAAUGUAGAGGUUUCUCUCUAUAUGCUGCAAUGUUGAGGCACUGGAAGAGGAAGUAUGAUAACUGGUUCAAGUGUCCACAAUCAGAGAGUAGAAAGAUUUUGGAGAGACUUGUUUGAAGGCUGUACUUUUCUAUUCUACUUUCUAUUUCGCAAUAUGGAGAUAAUGAGUCUACUAGAUCCUACAAAUGAGACACACCAUCAGUACUGCAGGAAACAGAAGUCCAUGCAGUUGUGGAUAGAAGGAAUGUUAAGAGGUGCUUCUUUGGAUGAGUUGGAAGACUUGCAAGAGGUUGAAGACUUGGAUCAAUAUGGCAUAGAUGGCAAUGGUCCUGUGCCUCUUGAUGGGCUCCAAGACCAAACAGUGGUUGUUCCUGAAACCAUUUCACAGCUGAGUCAGGCUGAUCUCAAUGCUCUGCAAUUGCACGUGAACCCGCUAGAAUUUUCGGAUUGUCAUGGCACUGAUUUGUAUGUUCGUGCUCAUGAAUUUGUUCAGGAUGUAUUUUUGUAAAAGUAUCAUUAUAUUUUUUGU